Messenger RNA from Chironomus riparius, 1359 nucleotides. NCBI's taxonomy places the organism in Eukaryota, Metazoa, Arthropoda, Insecta, Diptera, Chironomidae. The record is from the annotation of a GenBank genome assembly.
AUGUACAGAACAGUUGCAUUAUUUUGCAGAUUCUUAAUUUUAUUUGCAUACACAAUUAGCUGUGCUAAAAGUGAACUAAUUGACUUUAAAAGCCACCAAAAAGUGAUUGAAAAAAUUGUUAAAAAUGAAACGAAAGUUGAAAAAAUUUGUGUUGACGAUUUGAGAAGAAUUUAUGAUCAAAACUUGACAAUUCAUGAAGUCUGGUCAAAUUUCAAUCCAAACCACAAAUAUGGCAAUUCUCAUGACUUUGGUGACUUUCAAGGAUGCAGAACCUUCCAGAUCUCAAUGCAGUACUGCAUGGCUAAAUAUUUCAACUACUUCAAUCCACCAAUUCCAGUCCCAUCUUCAAAAAGCUUGUACCAAAGUCAGUGGACUGAUCUCGAUGUGUCUUUUUUGGGAGCAAUUUGUUUGCCGACGUCAUGCACGGCUGAUGAUGUAAAAGAGAUCUUCUAUGCUAUUCUUUAUGGACAUAACUUGACUGUUGGUGAGAAAAUUCAUUGUAAAACUGGUUUUAAUGAAGAAUCUAGUUGGAAUUGGAGACGAUUCUUCUUUGCAGAAGACAAAGAACUUUAUAUGAAAGUUCUACAGAGAGCAAUAAGGUUUGAUUUUGAGGAUAUUGAGAAGCUGUUCAAUGUCUACAAAUGGUUCAUCCUAGUCUACAUCAAGCUCACAAUCAUAGCUCCAAUCAUCUUUAUGGCAAUCAAGAGCCAAAAUCAUGGAAAAUCUGCAGCAAUUUGCCUUCUUUUAAUUUCAGCUAUUUACAGGUACAUUCAUGGAGUUGGAUUUGCUUCUCUUAUUACAAAUAAUGGACAGAAAUUAAGGAUGUCAACAUUUUCACUCGACAAUUUGGACUUCUACAUGGCAGUUCAUCAUAGAUUCUUGGCAUUUUUUGGCGGGUUGGUUUUGGAGCAAUUUUUGAAUGAGAACUUCAAAAGUCAGAAGAUAACUUUAAAAUCCGUUGGAGCAGUGCUCAUCAUCAGCGAAGUUUUUAUAUCAUUUUCCUUAUUUUUCUGGAAGGAGCCACGGCUAGCAGCUGCUGGAGACACCUUGACUAUUGCAUGCUUCAUUUUAUUUCUUUAUGCUAUUCAUUUUGACAAUAGAAAGUUCAAGAAAUUCUUGUCACAUAAGUUUUGGAUGCCAAUUUCAAAAAUGUCACUUAGUGUCUACCUCAUGUCAUCUUAUGUCCAGUAUGGGAUUCACAGGCGACAGAUGGAGCCGAUUGAAGUUGAUGGUGUGAUGCAAUUUGUUAAGCUAUGCUUCACUGACUUGCUAAGUGUUAUUCUGCCAAUAUCUUUGACAUAUGUGCUUGUUGAGGAACCUUUUGCUAGAAUUGGAGAAAUAAUUGCUGAAAAUAUUUAA